Letharia lupina is the source of this 1713-nucleotide messenger RNA. RefSeq lists its product as uncharacterized. The record is from RefSeq and is a predicted model, not a curated record. NCBI's taxonomy places the organism in Eukaryota, Fungi, Ascomycota, Lecanoromycetes, Lecanorales, Parmeliaceae. The coding region runs from base 1 to 1713 and encodes 570 amino acids. The transcript has 6 exons.
AUGCCAAUCACAUUCGGCUCCGUUGGCGAUAUCAUCUCGCUCUCUAUUCUUAUCAAAGACCUUGUGCGAUCCCUCGAUAACAGCCGCGGCUCUCCAGCAGAGUACCAGGCUGUGAUUCGCGAAUUAUGGGGCCUUGACCACGCGUUGCUCGAAGUCGAAGUGCUGUUUCAAUCCUGUGAACAGACAGUCUAUUUAAGGGCGUUGAGGGUUACCGUUAAUGAAUGUGUAGAGCAAUGUCGGAAUUGCAUUGUGAAGUUUCACGAGCAGAUAAAGAAGUUCGAGAAGAGUCUACAAUCUGGAGGUUCAGACAGCUUCAUCAGAGAUAUAGCUAUGAAAAUUCGAUGGCAGGUUUCGAAGGACGACCUCGCCAAAUUCAGAGCUGAGAUCAAUGCGCAUUGCUUCUCUAUCAAUAUGCUGCUGACGACGACUGGCGUUACUCUCGCCAAACUGAACGACGAAAAUGUACAAACAAGUCUUAGGCAGUCCGAGCUAUCCCAUGCAAAGUCGUCAGCUACUCAAGCCUACGAAUUGACUGAGAUCAAAAGUCGCUUAGAGGACAACAACGCUUUGAUCAAGGCAGCGGCAUCUGAGACCAAGGAUUUGGGCUUAAGAUUUGACAUGGAUUACUUAAAGAGCCUUGGAGCUGACAUUCUCUCAUUCAUGCAAAAGAUAUGGAAAGUCAAUUUCUUGACUUACAAAGCUGUGAUAUCCCUACAGACUAGUAUUCCAGCUCAACUCGAGCGAUGCUGGACACAAGAGCCGGCAACUCUCGAAGACGCUUUAGGCCGAGUGACUGCCGUACACCUAGAAUUCCUCGAUUCCUGGGAAGCUUUCGAAGCCGUUCUCGAAGUUCGCUUUCGACAAUUACCAGGCCAUCGAAAGAUAAGGCAAGGAGAGUAUGCACUCCAGGCCAGUUCAUGGGAAAGGGACGUCGAGCGUUCCCUUGCUUUGAACCGAUGCUUCCUACCUGGUCAGCGUAUUAACAUGAGUAUGAUCUUCGACGGCAAAUUCGGACGUCUUAGCUCUUGUCCUGGAUGUCACCUAGUCACUUCUAAAACGGAGGAAGAACUUGACUCACAGGUGCAAUGUCCCAGGUGCAAAAUGUGGUACCAACAAGUCUUGCAGAAGACCACGACCGAACCCAAACCCAUGAGUAUGAUUGAGCCCAAGGUCGUUGCGCAAGAUACACAGCUGCCAACGCCACCUCAGCGGAAGCGACAGUGGACUGAAGACGAGGAACUUGAUGAUAACCCGGCACACUUUCGGCGAGUACGCUUGAGGUAUUGGAACCAAAGUCACAAGCUAGGAAGAAGCCCAGCAUACCAGGAUGCUGACUACAGCCCAAAGAGUAGUGCAAAGACUAUAACGGCUAAAGCAGCUUCAACACAAGCAGCACCUCUCGAAACCCCAACCUCACGCACUGGUGUCGGGCAAACACCACUACAGCAAAUAUUCGAGUCAGCUGUCGACCGAUCAAGCAAGAUUGAAAACCCUGCGCUCGGUAUCGCUUUUGAGCAGCUAUAUGAGGCAAGCCUGCGGAACAGUGUAAACGACCAUCAUGAAGCUGUGCUCUUUCAGAAGCCAGCGUUGCAACCAAUUGUCGCACUUCAGAGCUAUCUCAAAGCCGGGAAGAAGCAGAUCAGAGCUUAUAACAAGCUAGACUCUGCAGAGCUACAGCGAAUUGCCGCUUCAUUUGAAAGACAGGCGUUCUGA